Molecule: messenger RNA, 6702 nt
Organism: Hemicordylus capensis (graceful crag lizard)
Lineage: Eukaryota; Metazoa; Chordata; Lepidosauria; Squamata; Cordylidae
Gene: WNT5A
Product: Wnt family member 5A
Exons: 5
Coding region: 383-1528 (381 amino acids)
Biological process (GO): multicellular organism development; cell fate commitment; canonical Wnt signaling pathway
Cellular component (GO): extracellular region
Molecular function (GO): frizzled binding; cytokine activity
Source: RefSeq, a predicted model, not a curated record
AGUCAGAUGAAGGGGAACUCCUCCGCACCCCUGAGGCCAGCUGAAGCCAGAGCUCUGUGAGUUGAGCCGCCUUGGUGCCAUGGACGUCAAGGGCUGUCACCCGAAGCAGCCUUUUGUGGAAGCAAUUCCUCUGGAAAUCAGCGAGGCUUGCUUGCCUCUGUGCAAACAAUGGAAGCAUCGGUCGGGUUGGAGCGACCUAUUUGCGGAAACGGAGAACCUGGCUGCUCUUAGAGAAACUAGCCGGAGAAGCGGAUUCUCUUUGUUUGAAAAUACUUUGGGUAGCAGCAGUGUCCUGUCCGUAACCGGGGCACGCUUGUAAUCCGGCCACUGUAACUUCAGCCUAGCGCAGGAGUCGAAGUCCUGUGCAGAUUCACGUAACUCCAUGGGACCACUAGUCCGAGGGGGAGCUUUGUGGACGCUUGGCGGGGCAAUGACUUCAAAAUACCUCUUCUUGGGACUGGCCAUCUUCUCCUCACUUAUCCAAGGUGUGAUAGAAGCCAGCUCUUGGUGGUCUCUGGGUAUGAACCACAUGAAUCCUAUGAACCCUGUUCAGAUGCCAGAGGUGUACAUAAUUGGAGCCCAACCACUCUGCAGCCAACUGGCAGGGCUUUCUCAAGGACAGAAGAAACUCUGCCACUUAUACCAGGACCACAUGCAGUACAUUGGAGAGGGAGCAAAGACAGGGAUUAAGGAAUGCCAGUAUCAGUUCCGCCACAGAAGAUGGAAUUGUAGCACUGUGGAUAAUAACUCUGUUUUUGGCAGAGUCAUGCAGAUAGGCAGCAGGGAGACUGCUUUCACGUAUGCUGUCAGUGCUGCUGGAGUGGUUAAUGCAAUGAGCCGAGCCUGCCGAGAGGGGGAGCUCUCUUCCUGUGGCUGCAGCAGGGCGGCUAGACCAAAAGAUUUGCCUCGGGACUGGCUGUGGGGUGGCUGUGGAGACAACAUUGACUAUGGCUAUCGCUUUGCCAAGGAAUUUGUGGAUGCCCGGGAGCGAGAGAGAAUAUAUCAGAAAGGAUCUUACGAGAGUUCCAGGAUCUUGAUGAAUCUACAUAACAAUGAGGCAGGAAGAAGAACAGUAUACAGUUUGGCAGAUGUGGCCUGCAAAUGUCAUGGGGUGUCUGGAUCAUGCAGCCUGAAGACCUGUUGGCUGCAGCUGGCAGACUUUCGUAAAGUUGGCGAUGCUCUGAAGGAGAAAUAUGACAGUGCAGCAGCCAUGAAACUCAACCCCCGGGGCAAGCUGGUGCAAGUGAACAGUCGCUUCAACCCACCAACCAUCCAUGACCUUGUGUACAUUGACCCCAGCCCUGAUUACUGCGUGCGCAAUGAGAGCACUGGCUCCCUGGGCACCCAGGGCCGGCUCUGCAAUAAGACUUCGGAAGGCAUGGAUGGCUGUGAACUCAUGUGCUGUGGCCGGGGCUACGAUCAGUUCAAGACGGUGCAGACAGAGCGCUGCCACUGCAAGUUCCAUUGGUGCUGCUACGUGAAAUGCAAGAAAUGCACAGAAAUUGUGGACCAGUUUGUCUGCAAAUAGGUGGGAAUGGGUGGGAAGAGCUGUUCCAGUCUACCAGCAGGCGCUGUUGCCCCAGGAUGAUCUCCACUCUUAUUUAUAGAGCCCAAUGGGUUGCUUUCCUUGUUUAUAUAUUAAAAAAAACAAUCUUUUGCAAAGAGAAGCAAUGGGGAAACUUUGUUGCACCCAGCCCAGACUGUGUUUUAUAUUUUUUACGAUAAUGUGGGAGAACCUAAGAGAAUAUUUAUUUUACACAAUCAGAAUUAAGACUUAAAAAAAAAAAAACAGGUUAAAUUUCCCUUUGAAAUACUCUAUCCCAUAUAGUUUUGUGGGACAUAGUACAUGUGCUGUAGAUGAAGUAUCUGUGUAACAACUGUACCCAAAGAAAAACUAUACAACGAAGAAUGAAAUAAAUUAAGAAUAUAUACUUCAAAUACUGAAUCAUUAUAAUAAAAUAUAACCUAGUGAGAUUCUAAAAUGGCAUGUAAUAAUUGUUCCUUAUAUAAAUACUCUUCUGCAAAAAUUUAAAAUGAAACCUUAAAAGUCCCAGAACUGUGAAAGUCUUUCACAUUUCUUGUAUAACCCAAAUAGUAAACUCUUUCAGAAUUCUUACAGAGGUCCAAUAAUCCAAUUGUUCAAGGUACAAGACGACUGUGUGAUGUAGUCCUCAUAUGUAGAGAAGAAGAUUCAGUGUAGGAUUCUGGUUUUUAGAUAACCAUUCUUUUGUGGUUCCUAUCAGCCUUUCACGUUUUGACCCUCCUGGGUCUUCCUCAGUGGCACACUAUGCAGACUUCAACUUUUUUGUAGGUAGUGUACAAUAAAAUUAUAUCUUCAGAGUCUCUCUCUCUAUAAUUUGUAGAACCAUAUCCAAUACAAUAGCUGCCCAUAUUUGAAGUAAAAUUACCCAGGCAGCAAUUGCUUUCCCUUAAAACCAUGUUGACCAGUUAACUUGAUAAUAGAUACUACUGAAAACACCAGGGGAAGAAAAACCAAAAACAACAUCAUAAUCAAACUAAAUGUAAGGUAUACUCUGCAUGGUAUGGUUUAGCAUUAUAUUAACUCCUUAGUUCAAAGUAAUAUGUAAUCCCAGGGGCACUUUAGACUUUUAUAUUAGAAGUUAUCUUAACAACCAGCAUAUCACCAAGUGUAAUGUAGCUCCUUUUCAAGAAUACAGCAUCAACUCUCACUCAUUAAUCCACAAUCACUUGUUACUACUCUGCACCUGGAUCCUCCCAGGUACAUAGAGUCCCUCCACAUAUGAUCCAAUUAUGAGUAACUACCCGUGGAACAAGUACACAAACUUACAUGGUUUGGAUUCCUAAUCCUGAAAAAACUAAACACAAUUGAUGCAUUUAGAGCAGGCCUGCUCAAUUUAGCACCCCCCCAGCUGUUUUUGGACUACAACUCCCUUAAUCCCCAGCUACAGUGACCAAUAGCCAAGGAUUAUGGGAGUUGUAGGCCAACAUCUGCAGGAGGACCGAAAUUGAGCAGCCCUGAUCUAGAAUUUAAUAUGUAUGCAAUGAAAAGACCAAUAGAAAACAGUAAUAGAAAAAUAGUAUUAAACACCGGCCAACCUCAGCUACCUGCAAGCCAGUUUAUAUCUUCAUUUAAACCCCAUGGUUUCCAUGUUUCUAAAGUAUAAAUCCAGAAUAGUUCUCUAUGUAACAGAAAGUUGUUCAUAUUCCGAUGCUUUUUUCUGUCAUUACUGUGCAGAAAAGUCGUAUCUCCUCUGCUUUAUGAUUGUAUUUUAAGAAGUGUUUCACUAGAGCUGCCUGGAUCUUACCUUUUCUAAUGCAACUCCUGUGCUCAAUAAUUCUAGUUUUUACAGCUCUAGUGGUCAUUCCAACAUACAAUAGGGACAAGGAUAUAUUACAUAUACUGCACCUUGCAUGUUACAUGUAAAGAAAUCUUUUGAGUGAUAUAUUUUUAGGUGCAAAGGAUUUAUAAAUUUUCUAUUUAAUCCAAUUUCUGCAAAUGGAACAGUUACCACAUGGAAACUGUCCUAACAGAAGUUGUCUAUCCAAAGUACUCAUCUGGAUAUGUUGACUAUUCCUCAAAUUAAUCUACUAUGAACCAGAAGGUCCUUAAUGUUGAAACUACGCUUCCAUGUAAACAAUGGUGGUCUUGAACACCUAGGUAUGUUGUGUAUUAAAUGCCAAUGUUUCUUCAUGAUGCAUUCAGUGCUCAUGUCAUAGGUUAUAAGGAUAAUCAUUCUAUCCAGUGUGCUUCUGAUGACGUAUCCAGAAAGAAGUGUCUCCUGUUUAUUAAUCCAGGUCUGUUUAUUAAUCCAGUUGGGAUAACCUUUAUCCUGCAGUUGCCGUGUGAGAAUAGCAGCUUGUUUCUCAAAAGCCCAUAUAGUGCUGUAGUUCCUACAUAUUCUCAGCAUCUGGGAAUAAGGUAAAAAACUUUAAAAAAAAAAGAUUCCGGAUGGAAGCUAUCAAAUUUUAACCACGAAUUAACAUCAGAAAUUUUCUUGAACUGAUCUGUGUGUAACUUUCCUCCUCUGUUCUCUAUUCCAUAUCAAAACAUUUGAUUUUAUCCAGUCCAUAAGAUAUUUCAAAUUUUAUAGUAGGAUGAAUAUUAUUUUAAAACUGUUUAAAACUCAAGACUCCAUCUUCUGAACUUGUCCAUAUUAAAAAGAUGUCAUCUAAAUAUCUUUUAUAGAUGUAUAUAUGUUCAACAAAUAUAUUAUUUUUAAGGAUGUACUGUACAACUGUUCAAAAUGAUCCAUAAAUCAGCCAGUUCAGGGGCAAAUUUACAACCCAUUGCCACUCCAGAAAUCUGCCAAUAAUGAUGAUGGAUUUGUGGAAAGAAACAAUUAUUCCAUGCCAUUUUAGAAUCUCACUGUAUUAUAUUUUAUGAUAAUUAUUCUGCAUUUAACAUAUUAAAUGAGUAUUUUUUAAUUUAUCUGGCUCUUUAGUAUAGGUCAGGUUUUCUUUGGGUACAGCUAUGAUUUGGUGAACUCUCCUAGUUUGUAUCAGUGUAACAUACUUGGGAUCGGAGCAUUAUCUGUAUGGAGUUGGUGACAUACAAAUAUUGACAUGAUAUUUCUUCUUAACUUUAGUGUCGAAAAAGAAUUGAAACAGACUGAUGCAAUAUUGAUUGGUAUAUUCACAAGAUUUAGCAUGAAUCCGCCUUGCAUCAGCCACAUGGCAACUUUAAUAUAUGGGUGAGAGCAUAAGUGUCCAAAAGCCACAGCUAUGCUGCUAGGUUACCUCUAGAGGCCCAUUAAUUUAACUUGAUAUUUUCCAUGUAUACUUGGAACUCCUGUAAAAAUGCACUUUCUGAGUGGUGCCAACACAGGAACUGCACAUGAAAGAUAUCUAGGAUGGGAAGAUGCAGUUCCCUUGUCAGUCCCAUUCACAUCAUGCAUUUUCCCAGAAGCAAGAGUGGAAAGAAGAAUAUGUGUUGUGUGAAUAGGCUAGGACCAUAAUUGUUUUGAAUAACUAGCAAAACUCAAGAGGGAGAGAAUUUGACUUGGACAGUGUUGAUCAAAGCAAAAUAUGAGCUUCCAGUAAAAUAGCAUAUUUCAUGUUAUGCACAAUUAGAAAGCAUUAUUGACUUACUUUAAGAGACUAUCUAAUAGAUAUCAUGUCAAAUUUCCUAAAGAACAUCUGCUACUUUAACUGUGCUGGAACUGCAGCCAUGACAUACUUGUAGUCUGAAAAGAUUCUUUCUUUCUUUCUUUCUUUCUUUCUUUCUUUCUUUCUUUCUUUCUUUUAAAGUUGUCUUAAUUUGAAAACCAUUUUUUUAUUUUUCAAGUGGUAUGGGAAAUUUAUUUCUCUUGAAACAGAAACUGAUCAACAGCAUUGUAGAAUUUGAAAAAAACAACACUUGAGUUGGGAAUACAGUAGUAAGAUAUAUAUUAAUCCAUGGCUACUACAGGUCAACAUGCAGUGUUGCAGAAAUGCCCAUUUUGCCAUCCUGUGUCUCUCUUGUUUUAAUGCACAGAGCUUUAGAAAUAUAUUGCAGCUAUGCACAAACCGCUCAGACUGUACUUGAGUGGUUUACUUAUAUAUAUGGGAAAACUAUGGUCUGCUGGUGUCUGGUAUCUCAGCCCCUUAAAAAAACAAAAACAUGUAUGUUGUCAGUGCACACCAAUGAUUUUUUAAAAAAAGCAUAUAAAAGCUAUUCAAGUUACCAAGACAAUUUCUUUGUUUAAAAUGAACAUAUUAAUUAUUUUCUCCCUCACCCUCUCUCUCUUUCUUUUUUUGUGGGGUGGUGAGGGGAAGCCCUAAUGAAUCUCUUAAGGGUUCUUAUUGGUUGGUUUCUUAUAGUUGGAUUCUAAAUUCUCUUUGUGGGUUUCAUAAUGUAUGGGUGUUGAACAAGUCAUUCACAAGUUAACAUUCUUUUCCCCCAGGAAGUGUACUCUCUUUCCGCUCAGUCCAGUAGAUGUUCCUUCUGUAUAUAUUCUCUACUGUAGGUUGUGUUUUGGGGCAAUAAGUACAGACAACAUAAUGCAUGGGUUCAUGCUGGCUUAGAACCUCUCUUUACUUCUGCAAGGGCAUUAUUGCUGAUGAUGGAAAAGAAACACAUACACAAAUAUCUCUCACACAAAUGGUGGUCCAUUUGCCCUGUUAAACAAGACCUCUCUUUGCUCUUUUCUUUGCUACAAACUCAGCGUGUUCUUUCUGUAUUUCCAAGGCCUUUCUCCAAAAUUGCCCUGCCCAAUAAAUAUAAGUGAAUUGGAAUGAGUGCCAUGUUAACAUUAAUUUCUCACAGGCCUAUGAGCUGUCACAUUAAUCUAAUUGUGAUUAUCAGCUUUCAAAAUGAUUGCUCUUAAUUUAUUGUGCAAGAAGAUAUUUACCUCCUUGGUUCCUGGUGUUCACAAACCAACAUCAACUUAAAAAAAAUAAAAAUAAAACACUAGUUCAUUAAAUAUGUCACUUUGGUUUUUAUUAUACAAAAACCAUAAUCAUUUUUUAAUAUGUCAAAUCACCUUUUCUUUAUAGAGAUUCCUAUUUGUGAGCAGAGUGGAGUCUAAUGAUCCUAGCAAAUAAAGUGCUAUUUAAUGUAAAAUAUUUUGCUUGUUUUCUUCAGAUAUUAUGUAAAUCUACUAUGUCCUUUUCUUUGUUCUGUACAUUUAAUGUACAUAUUUCCAUCGUGUGAUUUGUAUAUUUCACUGGGUUUUUUCUAAAAAGGCAUAUGCCAUAAUGGAAGAUAGACUAUAAAAAUAAAAUGAUGGUUAUAUAUUGGGA